This is a messenger RNA of Aspergillus wentii DTO 134E9, 771 nucleotides long. RefSeq names its product DUF4112 domain-containing protein. Bases 1 to 771 code for a protein of 256 amino acids. The record is from RefSeq and is a predicted model, not a curated record. NCBI's taxonomy places the organism in Eukaryota, Fungi, Ascomycota, Eurotiomycetes, Eurotiales, Aspergillaceae. The transcript has 3 exons.
AUGUCGGGUCAAAUUGCGUCAUUGGUCGGGAAGAAGAUUUUGGGAGAGACAGCGAAGAAUCAUUUUGGAAAAGAGGACCCUUACUUCGAAGAAGUCCCUGCUUCCCGCCUCAACCGCGCAUUUGGUAAAAAGACACAGAAACGACGCAGAGCCGUUCCACCCGGCUUGUCUGACAACGAUGCCAAAGUCCUAACUCAAGUGAAACGCAGGGCAUACAGGCUGGACUUGUGCCUUUUCAACUUGUGUGGGAUUCGGUUCGGUUGGAGCAGUGUGAUUGCUCUAUUCCCUUUUGUCGGUGAUGCAGCUGAUGCAGCCCUCGCCCUGAUGGUCAUGAGGACUUGCGACAAAAUCGAUGGAGGACUUCCAGGACGCCUCCGGAUGUCAAUGAUGAUCAACAUCAUAAUUGACUUCUUCAUCGGACUCGUACCAUUGGUAGGAGACAUUGCAGAUGCCAUAUACAAAUGCAACACACGUAAUGCCGUUCUUUUGGAGAAACAUCUGCGCGAAAAAGGGGCCCGAGCGCUUUCAAAAAGGGAGAGGCAACAAGAUCAAGAUCAAAUUGAUGCGAGUCUGCCGGAUGAAUUUGAUAAAUAUGAAAGGGAAGGUCCAACUCGCUCUGGUGGUCCGAGUGGUGCCCGAACUCCUACCAGACCUGAACCCGCCAGGCACCCACAAAGGAAUCGCUCAGAGAAAAGGUGGUUUGGCGGAUCGAAACAAAGACCAGCAGACCUGGAGCAGGGACCAGGAGACCUGGAGCGUGGAGUUGUGUGA